UGAUUUUUUUUCCAUACUUCUCAUUUCUCAUUUUUCCUGUUGAUUCUGGAAACGAUCAAGCCUGAAGCCUCUGCAAGCCAGAAAGAAAACAGUACUGGUAGCAACUACGUUCUGAGGUAUUGUCAUUUCCGAUUCAUCACGGUUCAUCACUUCAUCUCCGAUUCUUGGACUAGUCAAUGGUCUUUGAAUUCAAAACACGGUUUUCUGGAUCGGCCCAUGCACUAGUCAAUAAUCUUUGGAUUCAAACCCUGGAUGUUGAAAUUCCUUCAGAAAUCAUCUACCUUCUGUCACCCUUUCUACACUAACGAUCAUUGUCAAUAGUCUUGAAUUCAAAAAUAUGAUUCCUUCAGAUAUCAUCACAGAAAUCCUCUCUCGCUUACCAGUGAAACCCAUUUUGCGAUUCAGGUGUGUGUCGAAAAGCUGGUGCUCAAUAAUUGAUAGUGAUGAUUUCAUUCAGAGGCACUUACGGCAAUCUAUCACAACAUACUCUAAUCAUAGCAUCAUUUAUGGAUACAUGUUGACAGGACUUCGUUCCAUAGAUGUGAAUUCAUUUGACGAAUCAUAUGCCGUUCAAUCCCAUGCCGUUCAAACCCCAGUUGAUUUCUUGACUUCUGACUACAUGUCCAACUCUUGCAAUGGGUUAAUCCUAGUAUCCGCUAAACCCCUACUUUUCCUGUGGAACCCUUUUUCAAGAAGAAAGAAGAUUUUGCCUUCUGCCUCCACGAUUGAACCCACAACUGAACAUUCCAGAGAGUUAUAUGGGUUGGGUUACAAUUCAAGAAACAAUGAUUACAAAAUUAUUCGGGUGGUUGAAUUUAGGAAUGCAGCGCAGCAGUGGAUUAACUCUAAAACUGAAAUUUAUAGUCUGAAAUUAAAUUCUUGGAAAUGUGUCCAGAGUUUUCCUUAUCCACUUCCCCUUUCCCUUGGAAACUUGGGAAUACAUGUCAAUGGGACAUUGCAUGCGCUUGUGGAGGAUUUUUCCCUUGUGCAUUCGAACACAUCAAUUAGAAUCGUGUGUUUUAGUGUUGAAGAGGAGAAACGUUACGAGUUAAUGUUGCCAACAUACAUUCCGAUAGAGAAUGUUAAGUUG
Olea europaea var. sylvestris is the source of this 1090-nucleotide messenger RNA. RefSeq names its product F-box/kelch-repeat protein At3g23880-like. The record is from RefSeq and is a predicted model, not a curated record. The annotation marks the transcript as partial. The transcript has a single exon. NCBI's taxonomy places the organism in Eukaryota, Viridiplantae, Streptophyta, Magnoliopsida, Lamiales, Oleaceae. Gene Ontology annotation, molecular function: protein binding.